UCCCGUCUCCUCAGCGCGUAGACCGGAGAGCUCCUUCUCAGGACGCUUUAAUCAGGAUUUGCAGCCUCCCCAACCCCCCCAAAAAAGCGUUUUGGAGGAGUUCGCUCCGUCGCCCUUCGCCUCGUCUCUCUGUUUUAGUUUCCGAGGACGCUGGUUCAUUUCUUGAGCAGAAAGCUUGGAAUCGGAACCGAGCGCUUGUUGUGUUUUUCGCUCGACUUCUGUGGGCGGAUACAGCGGAGGAGGGCAUCCGGGCCUGGCAGCUCCGGAGGGUCCGCUCGAAACCACGGAAUUCACCGUUUAUAGGCCGCGCACCGCCUCGCCAUGGAGAAGAUGAAGAGGAUUAAGAAGCGUCUGUCGUUAACGCUCCGCUCAAGUCAGACCAUCGACGAGUCGCUUUCCGAGCUGGCCGAGCAGAUGACCGUUGAGGACGGCGGCACCAAGGACAACGAGCCCUUCGUGAGGAACGGCCGGCCGCCCACCUCCCACAGCAUGCACUCCUUCCUGCACCAGUACACCGGCUCCUUCAAGAAGCCGCCGCUCCGCCGGCCGCACAGCGUCAUCGGCGGCACCCUGGGCUCCUUCAUGUCCAUGCCGCGCAACGGCAGUCGCUUGGACAUCGUGCACGAGAACCUGAAGAUGGGUUCGGACGGGGAGAGCGACCAGGCGUCGGGGACGUCGUCGGACGAGGUCCAGUCCCCGACGGGCGUCUGUCUGAGGAACCGAGUCCACCGGAGAAUUUCCAUGGAGGACCUGAACAAACGCUUGUCGCUGCCCGCUGACAUCCGGAUCCCCGACGGCUACCUGGAGAAGCUGCAGCUCGCCAGCCCGCCCUUCGACCAGCCACUCAGCCGCCGCUCACGCCGAGCGUCGCUGUCGGAGAUUGGCUUCGGGAAGUUGGAGACUUACAUUAAGCUCGACAAACUGGGAGAGGGCACGUACGCCACCGUUUUUAAAGGACGCAGCAAGCUGACGGACAACCUGGUGGCUCUGAAGGAGAUCCGGUUGGAGCACGAGGAGGGAGCGCCGUGCACGGCCAUCAGAGAAGUGUCGUUACUGAAGGACCUGAAACACGCCAACAUCGUGACGCUCCACGACAUCGUCCACACCGAGAAGAGCCUCACGCUCGUGUUCGAGUACCUGGAUAAGGAUCUGAAGCAGUACAUGGAUGACUGCGGAAACAUAAUGAGCAUGCACAAUGUGAAGGUCUUCUUGUUCCAGAUUUUGCGCGGGCUGUCGUAUUGUCACAAGAGGAAAGUUCUCCACAGGGACCUGAAGCCCCAGAACCUCCUCAUCAACGAGAAGGGAGAGCUCAAGCUGGCCGAUUUCGGUCUGGCGAGGGCCAAGUCGGUCCCGACUAAAACGUACUCCAACGAAGUGGUGACUCUGUGGUACCGGCCUCCCGACGUUCUGCUGGGGUCCUCCGAGUAUUCGACGCAGAUCGACAUGUGGGGCGUGGGCUGUAUAUUUUACGAGAUGGCCGCGGGUCGGCCGCUCUUCCCGGGCUCCACGGCGGAGGACGAGCUCCACCUCAUCUUCAGGUUACUCGGAACGCCGGCGGAGGACAACUGGCCGGGAAUAUCCGCCAUCGAAGAGUUCAAAUCUUACAACUUCCCCAAAUACAAACCUCAGCCGUUCAUCAACCACGCUCCCAGGCUGGACGGCGAAGGCGUCGAGCUGUUGCUGGCUUUCCUCAGAUACGAAUCGAAGAAGAGGAUCUCGGCGGAGGACGCGAUGAAACAUUCCCACUUCAGGCAUCUCGGGAUGAGAAUUCACACGUUGCACGAGAGCGUCUCCGUAUUGACGUUGAAGGAGGUGCAGCUGCAGAGAGAUCCGGGCUACAGGAACUCGUCGUACCCGGAGUCCGGCAACGGCAAGGUCAACCGGAGGCAGAGCAUGCUCUUCUAGAGUUCCGCGAAGAAGGAAGACACCUCGGUCUUCACCCUGUACCCGACCAACCUGUCUGGCAUGAGCCCCCUUCCGGCAACCCCUCCCCACCCCCUCCCAGUUUUACCCACCCACACACGCACAUUCACAUGCACACACCCCUCUUGACUUAGGUUCAAUUGGUGUGUUUAUUUAUUUACAGACAAGCGGGACAGGGGAUGUUUGCUGCUAAAGUACUACUGUAUGUAUUUAACACACCCUGUUAAUGUGCGAGCGCGCGUGCGCGCGCAUGACGCGAAGUCGCUUCUACAGUCGGUAACGACGGCUGUUGUUUUUGUUCCCGCCUCCCGUUUCAUUUUGUUGAGAAAUUCCGCAGACGACGUUCAAGCUGUGAUUCAAGUUGUCGGAGACCACACGCUUGGUUUAUUUUAAUAGUAUUCAUUUGGUGUUUGAGUUCUCCCGGGAGAUCCUAUGACGGAAACGUACUUAUUUUGGGAAGCGACCUUCGGCGGGAGGCCACCGGCCUGCAUCGUAGUCGUCGAGUCAGAUCAAAUGGGAACAUUUGGAAUGACAAUUUGGAGUAUUAAGGCCACAUUUAAAAGGGAAAAAAAUGUUAACGUUACAAGAGUCGCAGGGCUACGACAAUAAAGUUGUAUUUUUUCCCCGAAAAAAAGCGAAUCUAAAAAUUGACAGGUAAUAUUGUGACUUUGUUCAUGUUAAAUGAAUAUAUUUGAGCAAAAUAGGAAAGCUCAUUACUGUAAUAUUAAAGGUUUUGGGUGUCAUAUUUAGAAGUAAUUCCUGCAGCUUUGCUUGUUUUUACCUCACGUUAUUGCGACUUUAUUCUUGGAAGAUGACUUUUGUUGUGGUAGUGCUGACUUUAUUGUCAGAAAAUUCCAAUUUUUUCCCCCCCUCAAACGAUUGUCACGUUAUUCUUCCAAUGUUACACUUUGUUCGGUGUUUGUUCUUGUGACGUCGCGACAUUCCACCGUUUUUCUCACAACGUUGCGACUUUGUCAUUGGAAGACGACAGCUUUUUUUAAAUUGCAAAAGUACGACUUAAUUGUCGUAACACUUUGGCUUUUUCCUUCAAAUAUUGUGACCUGAUUUCCUUACAGCUUUUGUUAUGAAACGUCGGGGAAAGAAACGGAUGCCCUUUUUUUUCUUGCGAUAUCACGGCUAUUUUUCCCUCAUGAUUCUGGCAGCCCGUUCCAGAAAGAUAAUGCCUCGUUCCUGGUAAUAAGUCUUUAGUUUUGUAACAUUCCAAGUUGUUUUAUUCCUAAUACUGUGACUUUUGUCUUGUAAACAUGAACACGAGUCAAUCUUUCAGUGCAAACGAAAGGGUUUUUCUUUAGUCAGUAUUGCGUCAUAUCAGGUUUUGGUGUGACUUGUUUAAAACUCCAGCAAUUUUUCUCAAAAUAGUGUGACUUUUGUCUCAAAAGUUCUGCCUCUUCUUCUUGUAAUUUUUGUAAAAACUGAAACCUUUCGUCUGAUCCCAUUCCCCUUUGUGUUGUUACUACUACUUUUGACAUAAAUUUUGUUUUUAGUGUGGCCCCAAUACUCCAUUGUCCAAAGUCAGUAUUGUGAGCGGGGUGGGGAAAUGAGGUCGUGUUUGACAAAGCAAAAAGGAAAGAAUGCAGUGGGCUGGGUUCUCGCACUCAGUGCAGUAAUUUAGUGUUUAACUGGCACUUUUAUAGACACAUCUGGAAUUUGGCAGACGCGGGCCGAGUUUAGCCAACAGUAUUAACAGGUGUCUUCUAUGCGUCUGCGACCUUAGAACUCUCUCGUCAACCUACGGCGUCAUCGCGUCUCGGCACAGUCGGCCUCGGGGCGCGGAGCCGAUGCUGUAGUUUCGUUUUGAAACGGACACUUGCGUAGAAGCGCCGUUUGUAUUCCAGGCGCGUUUUACCGAAGCGCUCCUCAAUUCUCGCCGCGCGCACUCUGGACGUGCGGGUCGUAGGAGGUAUUUGUCUCGAAGAGACAAAUUGAGAAACUCACAGUAGCAGAGUGUAAAAGAUAAAACGACCCCCGGAAUGUAUCGAACGAGAGCGUCUGUUUCUACAUACCGUGAAAAGUGCAGUAACGACUACUACGAUUUAUCGUUUGCAGCUAAAGGUGUCCUCAUCCCGGAAGCACACUGUAUUUGUCUUCAACGGGUAGUGGCAAACGUAUGACAAAUUGUUUGUCAUGGCCAAGCGAAGCUAUUUUUUCUACAAAUACGUUAUUGUCUUAUAGCCACGACACAAAUAACGUGGAAGUGUUUUGUUCACUCGCGGGGGAGACAACAUUAUAUUAACGGUCGUUGCCACGAACUUGUAUUGGAGUGAGAUAUCGCGGCUAUUAACCGCGAACCUCGACGGUAUACGUAUAUUUCGAAAUGAACGGCAGUAACCGCGCAUGACGGGAGAUGCGUACCGCGGCUUUAUUCGUCAUCGUACGGCUUUUGCGCAAUCGCUUUCGAGAGCGCGUGUUUGCGCGCGCGCAGAACAGCAACGUGUGCCCGCCACGUUUUUGAAACCACACCGAGCCGUAGGGCAACGCUCGGCGCGUGCCUGCGCGUGAGAGUCUUUCUACUGGAAUAAUUUAUUUCUCGUAACCUUCGGUAAGUAAAUUGAAUCUGUUUCAUAUAACAAGUCUGCAUUUGUUCAUUCGGGAUUGCAUCACAUCUGAAAGGCGUUUGUAAAAUUUGGACAAGAUGAUACAUUUGCAUCAAUCACUGAACCAAAAGGCCUGGAAGUUUGGCCAAUUUAUAUAGACCACAAGGGGUCAUUAGAAAUCGGAUUUCGACGGAUUUGAACAGAUUGAUCUGGAGGAGGAAUCACCUUUUAUUGUCAUGACCAUGCACGCACAUGAAAUUUGUUUUCCUCAUUUUACCCAUCACAGCGAACGCAUACACACGUUAGCGGAACACACCGGAGCAGGGGGCAGCUGAAGCGCCCGGGGAGCAUUUCGGGGUCUCGGCGUGUCGGCGGAUGAUCCAGUCGGGGUCUUGAACCUAGGUCCCCGACGGUGGCAGGCGAUGAUCUUAACCAUUGGGCCGCGGCCCAAUAAAGUUAAAGAGUAAUAAUUGAGAAAACACUUUCUAUAAAAUAACCAUUGGAAUCAGCUGUUAAUCAGAAUUUGUACAUCAUGGUGACAUCAUAGAAGGUACAGCAUAUAAAAGGCUUUUAUUGAGAAAGAGACACGGGGGAAAUUUGUGGCUUUUUUUUUUUUUUUUAAGCAACCAGAACAGAAGCAUUCUUAUACAAAUAAGUGCAGGAAAGGUAAACCCUGUACAAUUGCACAAUGUUACGGAACGGUUUAUAAACCACGUUGCUUAUAUUUUGAAGGCCGAUUAGCCCAGGUGUCCGUCAACAGGACUUGUGAGAGGAGAGCGACGAAUGAGUAGACAGACAAUGGCGUCAAGGCAAUGGCACGGCUCCAUUCAACAAGGUACAAUGAACUACAGGGUCAGUAAAUCAAUAUUUGAUUGAUCUAAAGUGUCUGUGUGCAUAUUUAUUUACACGUUUCUGCCAGCAGGGUCGGCAUCGCAAAUGGCAAUUUGUUGUCAAUUACCACGCUUGGAUAAAUAAAGGUGUAAUAAUUGUAAACGAUAUCCCGAACGCGGCGUGGCUCUGCAACGGUUCUGGACUCGGAGGUCCCCACCAGACUCGAAUUGGACCGAAUUUGGAAGAUGAGGAGCAGGGGAUUCGGGGUGAGCAGAUGGAAUCAAAGCUAGAGGGAAACGUGUUUGUUUUGGCAUCAAGUACAGAAGGCCUUCGAAAGGCUUGGAGUACUUGGCGUGGCCAACAGAGGGCGUAGUUAACCGGAGCACCGAAGAAGAACAGGAAGCGCGUACGAAGUUUGGUAAAUAGUGAAGGUGAAUUCCUACGAGAAAUACCGUUAUUUGCAGCAGUAGGCUCGCUUUCGGUAUUGUUUAGACAUUCAAUUCCCGAACAAGUUAUUACAAUGCAAACUUUGGAGUCUUUUCACUCCGCAAUGCUAAUAGAGGCAACCGGCACGUCGGUCCUUUUAUCCCAAAAGCUUUUCCAGCUCUUAAAAUAUUCGGAUGUGUGCUUUGGGCGAGAUGGACAACAAGCAGGCAUAAAUAGGGAAGAGUCCAAAGCUGCAAUUUUCGAACCGAAGAAGCCUUUUCGAUUCAAUGCGAAACGUCUUUGACAAACAAGAACAGUCCAGAUGAUUUGAAUCAGCCUUUGUGAAUUUCCACGACCGAGACGACUGGCAAUCCACGCGGACAUUUUUCCCCAAAAGCAGUAUGGCCGCUAAUGCUACGGUUUGCGACGUCACGUCGCACACAGCCCGGCCGGUAAACUUGUCGGAACUCACAGCAUCGCUUCUAAAACUCCUCCCCUCUCACAUCUCCGACGGAGUCAAGGAUCCAGAGGGAUGGGCUGCAAUUUUCAGGGCGAUACGAGGUCGUUUCCCGUCGGGAGGAGGGGCGGGGGCGAGAUGUUCCAGGUCUCCCGGAACGGGAACCGCCUCCUUCCCUCCGACCGGACGACAGGUUGAAAGACAGAUGGGCCUGAUCCGAAUCGUCGGUCACCGCGCGGGCGGUAUUCCGCGGUGGGGAGUUUUCACUCGCGGACGCCCGAGGAGCCUCGGUCAGUUAGUUUGGACCGUAAUUAGGGUGCGGGUGUCCCCCGUAUUCAGCUGACUCUGCAGUCUAGGUCCUCUUCUGGAGUCCAGCCACGACUUCAGUUUGUUGUAGUGUCGUAGCGGCGGCGGCGGCGCAGGGCUCAGCCGAGCUCGUCGUAGUUGAACGUCGGCGGCUCGGCCGCCUCCUCGGACUCCAGCGGCUCGACGCGGCCGUCGUCCGGCAGAUGAGACGUUAUCCGUUCUCUGCGACGGCGGUGACCUGUGAGGACGAACCGUGGAAAAAACAGCGGUAACGCCGCGACAAAGCAGGGAACCGUCCGAUCUGUAGAUACGGCCGCAGCACUUUCCGUUUGCCGUUUACGUCCGCGACGCGGCGAUAACACCUUGUCGGAAGGUGAUUUCACUUACUACGAACUUUGAAUCUUCGUUCAUCCGUGUCCGCCAGCGACAGGCGUAACAUUGAAAUAGGUGUCCGCUCGACGGCGUAAGGUACAACAAACUCGUUACCGUUCACGUGACGGAAUAAUACCGAGUUGAACGAAACAAGCUCAGAUUUCACACGGAGCUCGUGAACGAGUUGAGACGAGAUCCUUGUUUUUCCAAAGUAACUGCUUUUUGCGACGUCAGCGUGAUUUGAAUGGACAGUAAAGACCACGCUAACGUAUUUGUUCCCGUCUCGGACGCGCCGCUGCGUAACGUACAUUGUGACACACGGCAGCGGCAGACGUAGCCGUUCCCGUUGACAGUUACCGUAUUUCGGCAAAUAGCGGCCUGCGCCGAAACGGACGAGAUGUCCAGUUUAUUGCUCGGCUCGCUCGGGGGGGAACGAGCACUCGGCCUGGGAUAAAUUGAGAAGACAGAGGUCGCGGAAGUUUGCCGGAACCACUACCGCCGCAGCGGAUGUGGCAUCUGUAAAGCCGAAGUCUUUAGUAGUAGCACGAAGGAGUACGAACCUGGCGCUGUAAAUGAACAAAUUAGAUGAAUGUAAUCAAUGUGUGAUUCGGUUUCAAAAACAAAAGGAACGGUCCACGUCGUACAGCGCUCGUCCCGAUCGGGGUCGCGGGUGAGCGCACUUUGUCCGCCGCAUUAUUCUCAUCCGCGUAAGGAAAUGCGCAUACAUGCGCUGGCUGCCACUUGGCGAACUGAACUGAUAGUCGGUUCCUGUUACAUGGGCAAGUACAGUUGGCCUUCUUGUCACUUGAAAAACAGCAUUGUUUCAUUCACACCGGAACCGGUUGUAUUUGUAAUUUUCCAAAGUCAAAUGAAAUCCAACAAAUAUUGGAAUGUCACGUGACUAAAGAAUGACCUCAUGUCAACGUACGUAUCGUCAAUGUGGACGUUGUGAGAACGGCGAUCCGUCUCGCAAUUACACGCAGGGCCAACACGACUUACUAGUAAAAUGAAUCCUACUAGUGAGGCAAAACGGCAGUAUUUGACCUCUGCACUCUACUCGUAGGACUAGUGCAGCGCUUGAUGUUUAUAAUGUCAUGAAGCGCUGGGCAAGUACCGAUAGCUAAAGUAGUUUACCAAUGAGGUCUAAUCGCAUACUGUCGGAGCCAUAGCGUUUUGAUAUUUUCUGCAUGACUGGGACGCUUGUGUGUGUGUGUGUGUGUGUGUGUGUGUGCGCGUGUGCGUGUGUGCGCGCGCGUGUCUUGAUCGAACAGGUUUUCCCACCACGGUAAUUGGGGGGAGUGGUUUUGUUGAUGAAUGAGUGCGCUCACCUGUGCGCCUGGGCACGAGGCCUUGAACAUGGCUGGCAGGCUGAGCUCGGGCUCCAACUUUCUGUUGACUGAAAAAGUCCAUUACAAAGCAUAAACUUGUCAUCGUGGCGUCCGCCAAAGGAAAGAGUUGCAUUAUUUGACAUGACCAACCAAGUAAGUGCCUGUUUAUUGAAUUCUUUUGAAAAUGUGAAUGAAUUAACACCGCAGGCAAUUCCAAUAGUUGGCGUGCGGGCCACGAGAAGUCGUCUCGUCUUAGCCUGCUGGGAUUUAAGCGUACAAUAGGCUACAAUUAGGCUGUAAAGUGCGUUCGUAGUGGCAAAAGAGUGCUAAUAAGAGCUGACUUGUAUAACUUGUGAGGUAAAUGAGCGUAUUAGUGUAGGGACUUUAACUUAAAUGGGCAACGAAUGUCCAAACGUCUUUCCAUAGUUUGGGAUCUGUGGUGGCGCAGGUAAGUUGAUUUAAUUUAUUUUCAAUGAUUUUCGUGCAUGUGAAUGAAUGAACAGGCUGCUACACAGCCUGUUGUAAGUCAACGAACGAAUGAGUAUUGGCGCCCUCUGGCGGUAACUCAACGAAGCGUUUCCGUCAGUUUCUGUGAGUCAGCGGCGUUCAAACAAGCUCGGAAGAGGGAUGCGCGGUUUUGUUUUGGUUACGAAUGUAACUGUUUUCCGCAUUGAAAAGGCAAAUUCCCACUUCUGGUGCCGUGUGUUUCAGUAAAAGGGUAGGGGUUGUUGGAAAUAAUAAUGCGGUUCUUUAUUUUUUUGUGCGAAUGUUAAAGACAUCCGUUUGUCACGUGAACGCACUAUCGACGAGAGGCAAACAUGGGCCGGUCGGUAACGAAGCGCGAUGAAGACGUCGCUCCCCCGAAAGACGGCAGCGCGUCUUUGCCUGAACACUCGUACUGGUUCGACGUUUGGCUUUUCGUCGUGUUCGACGUGGCGCUUUUCCUGUUUGUGUACUUCCUAAUACCCUAAAACUGUAAGUGGGGAAGUUUGCCGCAGUCCAAGUUCGAGGGCGUGCACGGAAGUGGCUCAAUUGCCUCGGCGUAUUUUGCAGCAAAGUGUCGUGAAAUGUAAAAAUAAUCCAUUUUUGAGCUACUCCCAAGUAACUGCGUGCAGAAUGAGCGGUUACUGAAACCCGUUCAUUGAUUUGGCAACGGAGUAUAAUGAAAAGUUCAAUGACAUUUAGUGGUAUUUAUGUAUUCCCCCCAGGAUGACUUCGACCGGACUGUCAAGAGUGAACACCGGGGAUGCCGGUCGCGCUCAGCCCUAGAUGGAAACCCUAACCCAGCUUUUGACGGAAUUUAACAGUAACUAAUUGCACAUUUGACUUUGACCAAAGGGAAACUCUGCUAAUAUGUGGCUUUGAUUGGCUUGUUUUCAUCUGGAGGACGAUAGCGCCCAAUGAAGGAUUUCCACAUGUCAACUGUUUCCGUAUUUAUGACGAUGAUGAUUAAAGACGUAUAUGUCGUGUGUAAAAUCAGGUGACUCUCCAUUGUGGGUCGGUAAGAUUGUAACGCGCCGAAGCCGAUGUUGCGCUUCCAUUUCCCACUCAUCACCGCCAGGUCACGCACGGCGGUGUAGGUUUGUUUUGGCGGCGUCACAACGCACAAUGUGAAGUCACUCGAAUGGAGGACAUUUGCACACGUUGAAAUAAAGGAAGGAAAAUGUCA
Molecule: messenger RNA, 9867 nt
Organism: Phycodurus eques (leafy seadragon)
Lineage: Eukaryota; Metazoa; Chordata; Actinopteri; Syngnathiformes; Syngnathidae
Gene: cdk17
Product: cyclin dependent kinase 17
Exons: 17
Coding region: 322-1905 (527 amino acids)
Biological process (GO): protein phosphorylation
Cellular component (GO): cytoplasm; nucleus
Molecular function (GO): protein kinase activity; ATP binding
Source: RefSeq, a predicted model, not a curated record